Argentina anserina (silverweed cinquefoil) is the source of this 5593-nucleotide messenger RNA. Its product is annotated as TMV resistance protein N-like. The transcript is spliced from 9 exons. Lineage: Eukaryota; Viridiplantae; Streptophyta; Magnoliopsida; Rosales; Rosaceae. The record is from RefSeq and is a predicted model, not a curated record. Gene Ontology annotation, biological process: defense response; signal transduction. Bases 415 to 4845 code for a protein of 1476 amino acids. Gene Ontology annotation, molecular function: ADP binding.
UAUAGUUUCUUUCCAGCUGCCAAAAAUUAUACUAGCUGAUACUGCAAUAAGGAUAUUGUCUGAACCAUUCUGCAUGAUAAUGAUAUAUACCAUGCCCACGGUCGACUAGAUCGGUCGAGGAGUGAACUCCACGUACCUACAGAACGCAAGAAACGCGGUGAUGAAGUUGAAGAUGGACAUCGUUAAACCUCUGACUUUGUUUCAUAUUUCUCCCUAGUCAAUGUGCCAGCCACCCUGUGCUGGUUUUAAGAAGUCGUACCUCUUGUCCAGUACGUAAUCCAGUUUUUAUAUUACUCUCUGUGUGUGUGAGUGGGUGUGUUUAUAUAGCAGCAUUACUGUGAAUUCGAAGCUUGAUGUAUUUGAGGCUGCUGUGAUAAUCUUUCUCGAUCAGUUUCUCAUCAUAUUGCUCGCAAUAUGAACAGAGGUGUUUCUUCUUCUUCUUUUACUCCGAUUAGGUGGAGUUAUGAUGUGUUCUUGAGUUUCAGAGGUGAUGAUACACGUAAUAAUUUUACUGGCCAUUUGUAUACUGCUUUGUGCCAGAAGGGUCUUCACACCUUCAUAGAUGAUCAUGAUCUUAGAAAAGGAGACGAGAUUGGGCCAACACUAGUCAAAGCAAUUCAGGAGUCGAGGGUUUUUGUCAUUGUGUUCUCCAAACACUACGCAUCCUCCAAAUGGUGCUUGGAUGAACUCCUCACCAUCCUUGAUUGUUCUAAAGAAUCAAAGGGACAACUUGUUUGGCCCAUUUUUUACAAGGUGGAUCCGUCGGAUGUACGAAAGCAGAGAGGUAGCUUUGCUGAGGCGAUGCUUCAACAUGAACUGCAGUUCAACAUCAACAUGGACCGGGUGCAGAGGUGGAGGACAGCUCUUAUUCACGCAGCUAAUCUGUCUGGUUGGCAUUUUCCAGACGGGCAUGAAUCCAAGUUUAUCCAGAAUAUUGUUGAAAAGAUCUCAAUUCAAGUAUCAAAUCGGACAUACUUGAAUGUUGCUAAGCAUACUGUAGGACUGGAAUCUCGCGUCCGGGAUAUGCAUGAGCUAUUAAGUGUUGAGGAUAAUGAUGUUCGCAUGGUGGGAAUAUGGGGAAUUGGAGGAAUUGGUAAGACAACUGUUGCCAAAGCUGUUUAUGGGUCAAUUGCUCAUCGAUUUGAAGGUAGCUGUUUUUUGGCUAAUGUGAGAGAAAGGUCAUCAGUGCCACAUGAAGGCUUGGUUCAACUGCAAGAAAUCCUUCUUUCCAAGAUAUUAGGGGGUGUAAAAGUGAAGCUGAAUAAUGCUGAUGAUCUUGCUGUUGAGAUAGAGAGAAGACUUUGGAAUAAGAGGGUUCUUAUAGUUCUAGAUGAUGUGGAUCAUCUAAAGCAAUUAGAAAACUUAGCAGGAAAACCUAGUUGGUUUGGUCGGGGUAGUAGAGUUAUCAUAACAACGAGAGAUAAGCAUCUAUUACUUUCGCAUGGAGUUAAUUCAACAUACAAUGUCAAGAAAUUAGAUUUUCAUGAAGCUUUUGAGCUCUUCAGUUGGAAUUCCUUUAAAAGCGACAAACCUGAAGUUGAUUAUCUGCAACUUGUUGAGCGUGCUGUGCAUUAUACCAAUGGCCUUCCAUUAGCUCUGACGGUUUUGGGUUCUCAUCUUUUUGGAAGAAGCAUAGACGUGUGGCAAGAUGCAUUAGAUAAAUGUGAAAGAAUUCCUAACAAAGAAGUCCAAGACAUACUAAAAAUAAGUUUCAAUGGAUUAGAAGAUCAUCAGAAGGAAGUUUUCCUUGACAUUGCAUGUUUCUUCAAAGGACAAGAUAAAAAUUUUACAGUCGAUAUCCUAAGAAGUUGUGAUUUGUACCCAAUUUAUAGCAUUGCAGUGCUCAUAGAUAAGUCCCUCUUAGCGAUUGGUGACGACAGUAAUGCGCUGUGUAUGCAUGACUUAAUCGAAGACAUGGGCAAGGAAAUAGUGCGUCAGGAAUCUCCUACAGUAGGUGAACGCAGUAGAUUGUGGUUUCAUGAGGAUGUGUUGCAGGUGUUAACAGAAGAAACAGGAACAAAUAAAGUUCGAGGCAUAAUGAUAGAAAUGCCCAAAAAAGACGAGAUCCAUGUAGCUCCCGAAGCCUUGUUAAGAAUGAGGAAUCUCCGAUACUUGAUAAAUCGAAAUGCAAGCCUUGUUGGAAACAUUGGUUAUCUGCCCAACUCAUUAAGGUUCCUUGACUGGUACAAAUAUCCUCUUGAAUCCCUACCAUCUGAUUUUAAUCCAAAGAAACUUGUUGCACUUAAGAUGCCAGCAAGCAACAUAUCACGUUUUGGACAGUCAAUCACGCAACUUGAUUGGUUGAAAUCUAUGGACUUCAGUAGAUGUGAAAGGCUAAAAGAAAUCCCGGACUUCUCAGGAUUUCCAAAUUUGGAGAAACUAUUUCUUAGAGAAUGCAAGAGUUUAGUAGGGAUUCAUGAUUCUGUUGGAUUCCUUGAUAAGCUUGUGAGUAUGAAUGUGCAAGAUUGUUGUAACCUUACAAGGUUUCCGACAAAACUUGGCCUGAAAUCCCUGAAAGUUCUUAAUAUGAAAGGCUGCAAAUUACUGGAGAGCUUCCCUGAAAUUGAGGCUGGAACCAUGGAACAGUUGCAUGAGAUUAAUCUAGAGUGUUGCGAAAAUCUCAAAACUCUUCCAAGCAGCAUCUAUAAGUUGAAACAUCUGAAGCAACUUGUCGUCAGAGGUUCUCCAAAACUUCUAACCUUUCCAAUGUCGACGACAACAUCCACCAUGAAGCAGUAUUUGUCAAAUGACAAUGAUGAUGAAGAAUACUCCACAACAGUGUUUCCUGAUCUAACUUUUUUGCGAGUCGGAGACUGCAACAUAUCGCAGUGUGAUUUUUUGAAGUCAUUUCGUUGCUUGUCCACCCUGACCUUUCUUGAUCUGUCAGGAAGCAGCUUUCAUACCCUUCCAACAUGGAUCAUCAAGUUUGUUAACUUGCAGUGGCUCAUAUUACGAGACUGCGACAUGCUUGAAGAAAUUCCCCAGCUUUCUCAAAGUAUUAAAGGAAUAACUGCAGGUGGAUGCAAAUUAUUGGAAAAAAUUUAUAUAUUUUCUGAUAUUUUGGACCACCAAAAUGCAUUGGGUUGGCUUCAAUGGAGCGACUUGUCUGAGUGCCAUAAACUACUAGAUAAUAUGGACUUAAAUGUGGAAAAGAUGGCAUCUAUCUUACUUAAUCAACACGAUGAUCAGGGUAAGGAUUCAUACUUUGAGUUCAGUGUUGUACUUCCUGGAAGUAAUAUUCCACAGUGGUUCAACUUUUGUAAACAUCCCACUGAUCCCGAGUAUUGUGAGUUUGUUAUCAAAUUUCCUCCAAAUUUCAAUGGAAAGAAUUCGAGAUUGGCUUUAUCGGCUGUGUUUGAAAGCACAGAAGGAACAUUGACCUAUGAUUAUGAUGAUUAUGAUAAACACGCGUUUCAUCUCCGGGUGUACAUCAAUGGUGAUGAAAUAUUUUUUGUUCAUGAGCAUUUUCUUAUUUGCCCGGGGUCAAAUCAUGUCUGGUUGCAGUAUGUUUCGUUAUCUGAUAUGAGACAUUGGGGCAGGCAGUGGAAUGAAGAGCAAAUUCUGAGCAAGUGUGUAGUGAGAUUUCUUCCUUCUAAACCACUUUCUUUAAAAACUUGUGGUGUCCAACUGGUAUGCCACCAGAGCGAGAAUGAUAACAAUGAUCAGAACUCAGCAGAUCUUCAAUUUUACAAGAGCAAUUACGAUGACUUGGAUCAUGAAAUUGUUCAAGUUCAGAGAUCACGUUUUAAUUGGUACUCUCAACAAAGAUUGGGCCAUGGAGCCUUGGGCAUUACUCUAGUGGGGAGCAAUCAAGAAGAAGACGAUGAACUCAUUGUAGCUUCCAGCUCAGCCUUCCGCCGCAGUGAUGGCGGAACCCUUGAGGAUGUCAUGCAAUUCCUAAGCGCCGCUGGUAUCACGAAUCCGCACGCCCAACGCAUGGCGUUUGAUCUUCAUCACUGUGCGCCGGACAACUAUGUUCUUGAUCACGACGAUCCCGUCACCUCCCUUCGUGCUGCCUUGGAAAACUUGACCAGGGGCAACAUGUUGGUUUAUGCUGCUACUGAAAGGAUGGUGGCGUGCUCCGAGGAGCAGGAGAGAAAAACCCGAGAGCAACUUGAGGAUAGCAAGAAGAUGGUAGAAGAAUUGGAGAAGAAGCUGGCUGAGGCUAAGGCUGCCCUUAUCGAUAUGGAAACACUGCGUCUGCGGGUAGCGGAGGCCGAGACCUCUAUGACCAAGCUGAAAGAGGUUGUGACCUCCCAGGACGAACAACUUGAGUCCCAGGAUGAGAAGGUGUCCUUAUUGUUAGAGCAGAACCAAAAAUUAAACGCCCAGGUGACAGCCAUGGGUCUCAAGCAUCAGGACGACCUUGCUGCUGCCGAGGAAGCUGCAGUGAUUGCCUACCAAAAGAGUCCCCAUUUUAAGGAGGAGAUGGAUAACGCAUACCACCGUGGGGCAUCAAUAUUUUCAAGGGAAGGUAAGGCUGUUGGGUCAGUUCAUGAUCGUCCUGCUAUGGAGACGCAUUCGGCUACCAAAGAACAACGGAAGAAAGAUAAGGCAUCACAGGCCAAAGCAAACCAUCAACAAGAGUUAAAGAAGAAGAGGAAAAGUGAACAAGAAAUUCGAGAUGUCACAAGCGCAGGCUCUUCACAUACUGCAACCUCUGUGUCGGUCUUGUCUCCUCCCUUGAACACCAAGAAAACGACCAGCGUGGUCACCGCACAUCCUAUGUCAAGGUCAUCUCGAGCGGCUCUCAGUCCUACGGUUUCUACAGUUGUCACUCGGACAAUGGUACCGAGGAAGCCGGUGUCUCGCUCUCCAUCCUCUACUGUUCAGUCUUUCCCUUAAGCAAAGCUCUAAUAGCAGUGGUGCAAAGGAGGUGCAUAGCCCAUCUCACAUUGGUCGUGUUGGCGGACACCACUCACAGCAGCAAGAGAAGCAACGAGGAAGAGUCGACAUACCACCCCAUGGCCAAGGCCGCGGUAAUCCCCAAGCUGUUUCCAACACCCCUGCCCGUGGUCGGAGCACUCUUGCUGCCGGUGGUAGUAUCCCGAUAGGUUGCAGUGCUCAAGGAAAUAGCAACAACAGUGGAUAAGGAAUAAAGAUGACAAUUUCCAGCUAUCAAACUGUAUGUUUAUUACUACAAACUUCCCCAAUAGCACCUCUUAAAUAGCCGCCAUACAAAAGAUUUAAGAGUAAUGAUCGGAAGAAAACAAAUAAUUGAUAUGUUUAUGCUUAAACUGUUUGUUUCAAAGUCAUCAUCAUUUAGCUUUAGAACACCAACUUAACAAGUUCGUCAGAUGAACUAGAAACCUGAUGGAAGACAAUCCUACUGGACAGAGGAUGAACACGUGAUUUAAUUGCUAUAUAAACUUAAGUACUUCUAAUCCUGAUUCCUUUCAGAAAUGAAGGUUGGCACCCAGAAGUAAAAGACCACCAAAUCCCCUUUACUUGUAAUGUAUGUUUCCCAAAAUAAAUUACUGACAUUGAACCAUUUGUGUAGGCUCAGAUAUUAUGUUAAAUCAGUUAAAUAACAAAAUUUUAAGCUUUUGAUAUAACUAAGAACUAUAAAGCUUGCUCGGCCGUGCAUGAAUUA